Molecule: messenger RNA, 2632 nt
Organism: Carassius auratus (goldfish)
Lineage: Eukaryota; Metazoa; Chordata; Actinopteri; Cypriniformes; Cyprinidae
Product: zinc finger BED domain-containing protein 1-like
Exons: 3
Coding region: 19-1962 (647 amino acids)
Molecular function (GO): protein dimerization activity; DNA binding
Source: RefSeq, a predicted model, not a curated record
AAAGUCACAUAGAUUAACAUGGCAGAGGUAGAGCAGCUGCAUCCUCCACCAAGUAAUUACAAAUCCAGUGUGUGGAAACACUUUGGCUUUUAUAAGAAAGCUGGAAAUCUUGAUAAAACCCAUGCAAUUUGUAAAAUAUGUCGUGCCCCUAUAAAAUAUACAGGCAGCACGACAAAUCUGACAACACACCUGAAGCGCCGACACGGUGUGAGUUUGGAGACGCCGGCCGCCUCCUCCUCCUCCUCCUCCUCCUCCUCCUCCUCCUCCUCCUCCUCUCACUCGGAUUUAGCUGAACCUGCCACUGCUAGCGGGACGCCGGGUGAGCAAACGAUCAAAACUUUUUUUCAAUCGAAGUUGCCUAACAGUUCUGCUCGGUCCAAGGCAAUAACCGACGCAAUCGCCUUUUUUAUCUGUAAAGACAUUCAGCCUUACAGUGUUACAGAGAACGAGGGCUUCCAAUACCUCCUCCACGUGUUGGAGCCGAGGUACCACAUACCAGAUAGAAAGCUAUUCUCCGAGAAACAAAUCCCUAUUCUGUAUGACAAAGUCCGACGAGUGAUAGCCGAGUCAUUGAGCAGUGCCCAAAGAGUUGCAAUUACGGUUGAUGGCUGGACGUCUUGCGCCACUGACUCAUAUAUCACUGUCACGGCACACUAUAUUGACGAUGAAUGGGUUUUGCAAAACCACGUUCUGCAGACUAGAGUGUUCAAAGAGGCUCACACGGGGAGUAAUCUAGCAGUUUUACUGCAGGACGUUUGUCGUGAGUGGAACAUCAACGACAAGAAAACAGCGUUGGUCACUGAUAAUGCUAAAAACAUGAUACUGGCAGGAGUUGGUGCUGAGAUGGACCCCCAUGUGCGAUGCAUCGCGCACACACUUAAUUUGGCGUUGCAAAAAUCCCUCAAGGUAGAAAGGGUGUCAGAGCUUCUAGCAAAAGUGAGGAAGGUGGUAACAUUUUUUCACAGGAGCCCAAAAGCAACUGAAGUUCUGCGUGAAACGCAGGCCCAGUUACAGCUGCCAAACCACAAGCUAAUCCAUGAUGUUUCCACAAGAUGGAACAGUUCUUUUGAUAUGUUGGAACGUUUUUGGGAGCAGCAGCCUGCUGUGUUGAACACACUGUUGUCAAAGAAGAUAAAGAAGAGAGAAAACAUGGCCAGCAUGACAGAGGAAGACAUGACACUAAUCCAAGAGGUCAUCAAAUUGAUGUCCCCUCUGAAAGUGGCAACAACACUCCUCAGUGAGGAAAAAAACCCCACCAUCUCGAUGAUCUCCCCAAUCCAGGCCAAAUUACAGAAACAUUUCCAGUCAGAUGAAAGUGAUCUACCUGUAAUUUCCCAGAUGAAGGAACGAUUCAGAGAGGACUUUGAUGGUCGCUAUACAUAUCUCCAAGACCUCCUACACUAUUCUUCAGCCCUUGAUCCACGCUUCAAAGACCUGGCUUUCCUGGAUGACAGCGACACUAAGGACAUGAUAUUCAUGAAGCUAACUACAGAGGUGGUAAAGAUGGAUGAAAAGGCAGGGGACAGGAACACGCUGAAUGAGAGUCAGGCAGCUGAAACAGAAGUUGACAGGAGCCCCCACAGAGAGGAAGAGACAGAUGAUGUUCCUCCCAAGAAGAAAACGGCCUUGGACCAGAUGUUUGGGGAUUUCCACACUGCGAGACCACAGACGACAAAGAGCACAAGGGAGAGAGCUAAGGAGGAAAUUUUAAAGUACAGAGAAAGAGAUUCUUUAGGUCUGAGCGGUGAUGUGCUGCAGUGGUGGAAAAAACAAAUGGAUCUUCCACUGCUUUCAGCAUUAGCAAAGAGCUACCUCUCCAUCCCAGCUACAAGUGUACCCUCUGAAAGAGUGUUUAGCACAGCUGGAGAUAUAGUUACAGCAAAGCGCAGUUUGCUUCAUUGUAAUCAUGUGGAUCAACUGAUAUUUCUUAAGAAAAACCUUAAAAGAGCAUAUUUAAGUUAAAUUUAAUCUAAUGAGUCUGGUUUACAGCAGCCUGUGACUGCCUAUACUAGUUUAUUUUAUUUUCAUUAUUUUUUUUUUUACAUUUGAAUACAGUUAUGAGAUAACUGACAAAUUUUUUUUUUUUUGGUACUUCAUAUUAUUAUUGGUUAUGUCAAAAUAGCACCUGUUUUCUGUUCACGGAGUAAGCCUGUCUGCUGAAAGCACAUUCAUCUGCUAGCAUGUUAUGGAACAUUUCUUCAGUUUACCUCUGAGCAGCAUACUUAAAUUGUUUCACUGUUAAAUGUUUGAGCUUUUAAAAGUUUAAGUAGGUACAAAACAGGAAAAAAACAUUUGGUUUUAUUUAAUAUUUUUUUGCACUACCAAAGCCUAUUUGUAUAAGGUUCAUGCACUACAAAUCAGAAGGCACUUAAGUUAAUUUAUGUUUUGUUGUCUGAAACAAAGAAAUAAAAGUAUCUGUAACAUAAUGAAAUGCAUAUCAUGAUUUGUUUCAUUGCAUCAUACCGCAUCGAAUCGUGUUGAAUCGAAUCGAAAUCGGAUCGCACUGCAUUGUAACAGAGGUGUAUCGUAUCGUAUCGCAUCGCUAGCUGCUUCAUGUAUCUUUAAUGUAUCGUAUCGUUGGCUAUGCAUCGAGAUGCGUAUCGCAUCGGCCUCAGUUAUGGAGAUGCACAUC